Messenger RNA from Sus scrofa (pig), 10591 nucleotides. Lineage: Eukaryota; Metazoa; Chordata; Mammalia; Artiodactyla; Suidae. The record is from RefSeq and is a predicted model, not a curated record.
GCGGGCGGAACCUGGUGGAGCAAGCGGGAUUCGGGGGCGCUAAAGUCGCAAGGGCAGGGCGGGAAGGAAGAUCCGGAACGGGGCAGAGGAUCCGGAGCUGGAGCCCCCCCAGAACCUUCCCUCCGUGAAGAAGAGAGCAGGUCGGGACGAGUGAGGCUGGCCCCAUGUACCCGGAAUCGACCACGGGCUCCCCGGCUCGGCUCUCCCUGCGGCAGACGGGCUCCCCCGGCAUGAUCUACAGUACUCGGUAUGGGAGCCCCAAAAGACAGCUCCAGUUUUACAGGAACCUGGGCAAGUCCGGCCUGAGGGUCUCCUGCCUGGGGCUCGGAACAUGGGUGACCUUCGGAGGCCAGAUCACGGACGAGGAUGCAGCAUGGCCCGCAUCUGUCCUGGGCAGGACACUGACUCCCAGGCUGAUGGGCCCCUCUGGGCACCGAGUGAAUAUCUUGGAAGCGAGAACAGUGGCAUUUGCUCAGAGAGCUCCGAAUGUCUGCACAAGAAGCUGCCUGCACAUCCGCCCUUCGUACCACGAAAAAGGCUGCAUUUAAAAAUUAAUAAGCGAGUUCACGUGAGACAUCGUAGCUGUGAUUUCGGUUACUUUUCAAAGGAAAAGCUUGGCUCCCCUCAAAAUCUGGAUGCCCUUCAUUUGUGUUCUUGUUCCUCUUUCUUCUAGGACAGUGGCUAUGUAGAACUAAUUGCCCUCGCUUUGAGGUUCUGGGUCUGCCCUAUCUCAGGAUUGAGACAGGUGUUUUUUGGGUGGCAGGGAGUCGUUUCGUCUUUAGCCGUAAGACUGGUUCCAAAAGCAUUUAAAAUAGAAGGGACUGUGUUACUGGGCUGUACGCCUGAAAUUGACACAACAUUGUAAAUCAAUUACACUGCAAUUUUUUUUUUUUUUUGGUUGGGGGGUGUUGGCUGCACCCAUGGCAUGUGGAAGUUCCCAGGUCAGGGAUCGAACCUGUGCCACAGCUGUAAGCCAAGCCAGAGCAGUGACAACGCCAGAUCUUUAACCCAGUGAAUCAGCAGGGAACUCCAUACUUCCUUUUUUUAAAAAAAGAGAGUCAUGAGUGAGUUCCCUGGUGGUACAGCAGGUUAAGGAUCCAGCCUUGUCACUGCAGCAGCUUGAGUCACUGCUGUGCCGUGGGUUCACAGGGAAUUUUCACAUGCCACGGGCACAGCCAAGACAAACAAAAAAAAAAAAGAUUCGUGAAAAAGAAAGGUCAGAGCCCCAGAGCCCACGUGGUUCACCCCCAAUAGGCUGUGUCUGAUUCGCCUGUGUCCCUUUCGAUGUGCAAGAAUUCUGGGGAGGAUGUGACUUCGUUUCCAAAUGGCAUUAGCUACGCUGCAUGUGAUGUCCUUGAGGGAAAGACAUAGAGAAGUGGCCAGAUCGUCACUAUCCAAUUAGGUGACUUUUUCUCCAGCAGACCCAUCGCACCCAAAGAGUAUUGAUUAAUGAUCCCGUGGCAGCCACAGCUGGCUCCUGCCUUCUCCAUCAGAGACAUAGUGACGUGCAUGAAGAUACUGGAAGUCGUUUCCAGAUGACACCAAGCUGGGAGGACAGCGGCUACGAUAGAAGACAGAUUCAGGCUUCUAAAAAGCCCUGGCAGGCGACGAUGAUGGAGCCAAGGGACAAGCAGAAUUUUCCCAUGGAAUCCUACAGUUAGUGUCCCAGAAAAUCAAGACCUCGAGUCUGAGGAGCCACAGUUCAGAUGAAGAAUGCCCAGACUGGGUUCUCUAGCUGCCUGGCCUGGGCCAGCAGGGUUGGCACCACAAAGAAGCAAGGACCAUCCUGGGCUGCAGAGAAACAAGGGUGCUGCCCAAACCCAGAGCAGCCCCUGGCCCAUUGGGCACCCUGGAUGAGUGACUCUGCCUAGAACACGUGAUCCUGCUAAAUUCAUGGCCAAAGGCAGGUGUCUAGUGUGGCACGGGCUCCAGAAACAGAGUCCUGUUUUUAGAGUUACCUCCUGUAUGCAAGACACUGUGCCCGGACACCAGGGCAACACAGAAACAGGGAAUGAGAAAUUUAUUAUGGCAGCGUGUUGUGCCGUGGCAGGACUCUGAAAAUGUCCGUUAAGUGAUGGCCCCAGGGCCAAAUCUGGUCCCUGGCCUGGUUUAUCUUUUUUUCUUUCUUCUUAAAAAUAAGAAACAUAAAAUUUGCCAUUUUAACCAUUUUUCUUGUGGUUCAAAUAAGCAUAACAUGUGGAGUUCGCGUUGUGGCUCAGCGGGUUAAGAACCCAUGAGGAUGUGGGUUCAAUCCCUGGCCUCGCUCAGUGGGUUAAGAAUCUGCUGUUGCCGCAAGCUGGGGCAUAGGUCGCAGAGGCGUUGCUGUGGCUGUGGUGUAGACUGGCAGCUGCAGCUCUGUUAUGACCCCUGGCCUGGGAACUUGCAUUUGCCUUGGGUGUGGCCAUAAAUGAAAAAUAAAAUAAGCAUAACAUAAAAUGUACCAUGUUAACCAAUUCUUUCAAUAUAUAGUUCAGUGCCAUUAAGUAUCUUAACUUAGCUGUGCAACCCUUACCACCACCUAUUUCCAGAAUUUUCCAUCACCCCAAACAGAAACUCUGUACCCAUGAAGCAAUAACUCCCCAGCCCCUGGCAACCUCUGAUCAGUCUCUGUGUCUGUGAAUUCUGCAGCCCAGUUUUUGUAAAUAAAGCUUUAUUGACAGGCAGCCACGCCAGUUCGUUUACAUAUUGUAAGCGGGCUGAGUUGAAUAGUUGCCGCAGAGACCACCUGGCCCACAAAGCAGAAAAUAUUAACCUUUUAGCCCUUUACAGAAAAGUCCCCUGUCCUGUGGGGUCACAGCAGCAUCUGUAAAUCUCAGUGGGGCUGUCGUCCCACAGAGGGAGGCCCCGUGGGCUGGGCUGGGCUGGGACACAGGAAGCAGACGGUGUUGGUAAACCUCAGGUCACAUGGCCAAGUAGCAGCACUGCCCUGGACAGACUCAGAUUUCCAAACUCAAGUUCAGCGCCCUUUCUGUGACCUGGCACAGCUGUUCAGGUAGAAAACUCCCCCUCAGGGCACGUGUUCCAAGCAGCUUGGGCCAUAAAAAUUUAAUAAGAAUAGUGGCUAAGGACUCCACAUUUAUUAUGGCCCUCAAUCCUCCAUCCGCCCUGGGAGCGAGGUGUUCUUAUCCCAUUCCGAGGACGCAGAGCCUGGGGGCUGAGCAGGUGCCGAGGUCACACCUGGAGAGUAAUGGCCAGAGGAUUUUAGUAGAGAGGGAAGUGGCCCUGACUUAGGUCUUAAAAGCCUCUGUCUGGCUGCUGCCAUUUGUGGGGAGGGCGGGGACACUUGUCAGAUUGUUACAUGUGCCCAUAUACCCUGGAGAUCUGUUUAAAAUGCAGAUUCCGAUGUGGCAGGUCUGGGGCGGAACCUGGGCUUCUGCAUUUCUGAUGCUGCUGUUGCUGAUGCAUGGAUGGCCCUUUGCCUGGGGUGGGGAGGGACACGAACAGAAGCAAAGAGAGUUAGGGGGCUACCCUAAAAACCUCUCCGGAGGGACGCUGCAGCUGGGACCAGGUGGGACCAGGUCGGCAGGAGCGGUCAGGUACCGAAUCCGUUUGCAGGGGGAGCUGACAGGAUCGGCCGGAGGUUCGAUGGUGGAUUGAGAGAAAGAUGAGUACAGGAUGCCCAGGUGUUUGACCUGAGCACGGGAUGGGCAAGACCACAGGUACAGCUGCUGCUCCUCAGCACACACCAGCCCCACUGCCUGCAGCGCCCCCUCCGCAAGCCUCCUCCCCUGCCUGCCAGACAAACUCCUAACCACCCUUCAAAACCCAGCCCUGUAAAUUCGGAAACACGCUAUAACAUGGAUGAAGCUUGAGGAGGGAGCUGGGGGAGGGAGAACGGGGAGUGAGUGUUUGAUGAGGACAGAAUUUCAGUUUGGGAAGAUGACAGAGAUCUGGAAAUGGACAGUGGUGAUGGUUGUACAGUGGGGGAAAUGGAUUUAAUACCAUUGAACUGUACACUAAAAAUGGUUAAAAUGGUAAACUUUUUCGUUGUAUAUAUUUUACUGCAAUUUUUAAUUUUUUUUUUAAAAAAAGGAACAGAUGAGAUCUCCAUGAACUGAUGUGCACUGAUUUCCAGGAUGUAUUUUAAGUGAAAAAAGCAAAGUGCAGAGGAAUACCUGUAGGGGAACCCUCCCUGUGAGCUUGAUGGAACCAAAAGAAAACACGCUGUGUGUCUGAAAUAUGCAAAUAAAAGCCCUGAGCCACCUGGCUCAGCACCCUCCCCAGGGGACACCAUGCACGUCUAACCGGCUGUGUAACCUUCAGCACACGGUGCUCUCUUGGCAGAACCGGGGCAGCCGGUGGGGGGGACACAUACAGGAGAAGUCAAGACCAGGAUCUGCUGGGAGGGAGGGUCGCCUCCUGUGCCUGGAGUCGGAAGACUGAGGAGCCCAGAGCAACUGGGGAGCAUGCGCGUGGAUGCAUUAGAUACAUUGUUAUGCUUGAGCCACCGAAGGGAGGAGCGAGCCAGUCCUCCCGGCAGAUGGAUCCAAAAAACUCCUCCACCAAUGGCCUUCGAAGCCAGGAACUUUCCUACUCGGAUGACAGCAGCUGACUGAUAGGGGUCAGCAUUGACAUGCUCAGUAUCUAAAAGCUUUGGGGUUCAUUGCCAACAUGUGAAAAUCAGAUUUUACCCCCCUCCCCAAUAUCCUGGAUUUCUGGCUCCUCUUGAAAUUCAAGGGAUUUGUUUGUAGCCAGCCACCUUCCGCAGGUGGUGUUUGUGCCCGCGCCACCCACCAAUCCCCAUGGGGCACUAGCCUCCUUCUCCACACCCGCCUGGCCAGUGGAGUUUCUGUGUUAGGUUUGGAGGCAGCUCUGAGAAGCUGCUCCUGCCUGGCUCCUUCCUGCGGUUUUUGAGGGUUGAGUAUUAUUCACUGUGCCCUGGGCUGGCCUGGGCGGCAGGCUUGGUGCUCUGAGCUGAGCUGCUGGAAUUGGCUGGUGGGGAAGUUUGCAUCUGCGAUGCUCGGAGGGACACCUGCGCUAUGUGGAGGGCCAGCAGGGUUCGGGGGCUGCUUCUCCGCUGCAUCUUGGAGGGGGCUGUCCCUUGCAGGCAGGCUUCGUCACCGUGUCAUCAAACCCCGUCUUCAAGGCACUGGAGGAGCUCGGGCCAAGGCCAGGGGGCUCCUGAGGCCAACAGUCUCUCCAUCUGCAAAUGAUAAUCAUACCACCCUCAGGCGGCUGCCGGGAAGACUUCAGUGGAUACGGUGUCCCAGGCGCAUUCCAGCCCAGGCUUUCAGAAUGUGUUUAUUCUGCCAAGAUUUACUGCACUCCUGCUGCGGCUCUGCUAGUUUCCCAGCGCGGCUGCAGCAAAGUCCCACACACGGAGUGGAUUAAAACAGCAGAAGUUUAUGCUCUCACGGUUCCGAGGCCAGAAGUCCAAGAUCAAGGUGCAGAGCCUCGCUGGCACCAGAGCCCUGGAGAGGCGUCCGUUCCAGUCCUGUCUCCCGGCUCUGCCGGUGGCUGGCCCCGUUCGACGUUCCCUGGACUGUAGGCUCUUUACCCGAAUCCCUGCCUCCGUCUUCACAUGGCCCCUUCCCUGUGUGUCAACCACUCGUAUUGGGUGUAGGACUCACCCUAAUGCAGGUUGACCCCAUCUUACCUAAUUACAGAACCAGCACCCUGCAUCUCAGGACCAAGUAAAGUGUAGGUUCUGCUUCCUCGAUGCAGAAAGAAUUCAGGGAGACGCGGAGCAACCAGGAAAGGAAAGCGUUUCUUCACAUAGGAUGCUCGUGAGCAACACAAGCAGGCGGGGAGGGAGUACCCCACCCUGAGAACGUGGGGGGGCUACAGUUUUAUAACCAAAGAAUGGGGAGGGAGAGAAAACCACCUUAUUCUUCAUUCUUCUCUUUGUUUUUUUAAAGGGCCCAGCAUAUGGCAGUUCCCAGGCUAGGGGUCAAAUUGGAGCUCCAGCUGCCGGCCUAUACACCACAGUCACAGCGACACAAGAUCCGAGCCCCGUUUGCAACCUCCACCACAGCUCGCGGCCACGCUGGAUCCUCAACCCACGGAGCGAGGCCAGGGAUCGAACCCGCGUCCUCAUGGAUACUAGUUGGGUUCAUUUCUACUGAACCACAAGGGGAACUCCCUCAUUCUUGAGUAGACAUCAAGCUUCCACCAUCAGCCCCUGCUCCACGUCAGGCAGGGAGUUUUCUUGGCCCUACGAAGUCAGACUGGGACUGUCAUGGCGCAAAGGAAAUGAGCAAAAAGGCGGUGAUAUAUAUUAAAUAUGAUCAGUCAUCUCAGUUUCAGUUUAAUGUCACCCUCCCCUAUAUUUUUGUUUUUAGUGUGCUCAGAGAAGCAUCUAGGAAUCAUUAACCUACCAAUUUAGGGACAGGACGUGGGUCUCAUUCCACCAUAAUGCUUGAUUAUUUGGGGGCAUGUCUCAUGCUUCUGUUGUGUGGUUUUAUGAUAAGCAAGCCUGCUUCCCGCUGCCCUGAGGGAUCAUUAACUUACAGGGUCUCCCAUACUUUUUUCCUGUUUACAAUCCCCUAGAGGGAUAACCUAUUUAAUCACCUACUUUGUCUCACUACUCUGUCCCCAUCAAUUGCAUCUGCCCCCAAAAAACCAAAACAAACAACAAAAAAACCAUUGCUAGGAGUUCCCUGGUGGUCCCGCAGGUUAAGGAUCUGGCAGCGUCCCUGCUGUGGUGUGGGUUCAAUCCCUGGCCCUGGAGCAUCUACAUGCCAUGGGUGUGGCCAAAAAACAAUUUUUAAAAAAUCGCCAAAUAAAUUCACAUUCUGAGAUUCUGGGGGACUUGAUUCAACCUAGUACAGACACUCAGCCCCAUGAUGACCCAACAGGUGGGGUCCCUGCUCACAAGAAAUUCACGAUCCAGAGGCUCUUCCUUCACGCAUUCUUCUUUCUUCUCUCGGGUCUGUGACUGAGCUGCUUGUGGGCCGGCCCUCUGGCAGGAGAGGACUCGGGGUGUCCGAGGACGGGGACGGGGCCCUCGAAGGGCCUCCCCAUGCCUCCAGGUUGUGCUCCGGAGCCCCCGCACCGCACCCCCCACCCCCAGGCCUGGCCAGACAGUGCCACCUGCAAGCAGCCCUGGUUGUCUCAUUCCAGAUGGCAGAGCAGCUAAUGACCUUGGCCUACGACAACGGCAUCAACCUCUUCGAUACUGCAGAGGUCUACGCUGCGGGCAAGGCUGAGGUGGUUCUAGGAAACAUCAUCAAGAAGAAGGGAUGGAGGCGAUCCAGCCUCGUCAUCACCACCAAAGUCUUCUGGGGAGGAAAAGCGGAGACCGAGAGGGGCCUUUCCCGGAAGCACAUCAUAGAAGGUCUGAAAGCCUCCCUGGAGCGGCUGCAGUUGGAGUAUGUGGACGUGGUGUUCGCCAACCGCCCGGACCCCAACACGCCCAUGGAAGAGACGGUGCGCGCCAUGACCCACGUCAUCAACCAGGGGAUGGCCAUGUAUUGGGGCACGUCACGCUGGAGCUCCAUGGAGAUCAUGGAGGCCUACUCCGUGGCCCGGCAGUUCAACCUGAUCCCGCCCAUCUGCGAGCAGGCCGAGUACCACAUGUUCCAGCGCGAGAAGGUGGAGGUGCAGCUGCCAGAGCUCUUCCACAAAAUAGGAGUGGGCGCCAUGACCUGGUCCCCUCUGGCCUGCGGCAUCGUUUCUGGAAAGUAUGACAGUGGCAUCCCGCCCUACUCGAGAGCCUCCUUGAAGGGCUACCAGUGGCUGAAGGACAAGAUCCUGAGUGAGGAGGGCCGGCGCCAGCAGGCCAAGCUGAAGGAGCUGCAGGCCAUCGCCGAGCGCCUGGGCUGCACCCUCCCGCAGCUGGCCAUAGCCUGGUGCCUGAGGAAUGAGGGGGUCAGCUCCGUGCUCCUGGGUGCUUCCAGCGCAGACCAGCUGAUGGAAAACAUUGGAGCAAUUCAGGUUCUUCCAAAACUGUCGUCUUCCACUAUCCACGAGAUCGAUAGUAUUUUGGGCAAUAAACCCUACAGCAAAAAGGACUACAGAUCCUAAGAAGCCCCACCACCACCACCCUGGCCAUUCGCCUGGACAGUUUCGUUCCCCUCCUAGUCUCUGUUCGCUCGCUUAAGCUGUCUUGAAGCCAAGUCAAGAGUCUGGUUUGCAGCAAAAACAAAACAACGCACCAAAACAAUAGGAAAAAAAAAUCUCAGAAGUCGCUGCCACAUGCCACCCGCUGCUUUGCAGGACCCACGUCCAAUCGUGCUGGGGAGUCAGCAUUGACUUGAAGGCGUUCGAACAGUCCCACCCAAGCCUGCCGCCUCUGCUCACCCUCCACCGAGAAACCACCACAUUUUCUCCGGGCCACGGGCCGCCCGUCUCGGAGACUCAAGUCCAGGCCAGGCCGAGGCCGGCUGGGGCCCCAGGGGACAGGCAGAGCUGGCCUCUCCUCUGCCCAGAACCCCACCUGGUGUGGGGGAGGGGAAGGGGACGCGGAUCUGGCUCCUCCUGGGGCCCCUCAGCCCUGCUCUGGCCAAGGGCUCCGUGUCCUUUGUGUGGGACCUGACCUCCGAUCCCACCCCCCUCCUCCUCCAACACCUGCCCCAGCAGGUCUCAAGGGGCCUUCCGAACUGUCCCUUGACCCCCCCCCGACCCCGACCCUUGCUGGCAGGGGCAGGGAUCCAGGGGGAUUCACUCCACAGUUUGGGACCCCCCCCCCGAAGAUCUAGAGGUCUGAUUUCAAGGUCAUCGCCCUGCUGGCUUCCUCCUCGCACACACUUGAUGAGCCUGAUGCGGGAGCAGCCUGGAGUGCUAGGGAAGCACCUGGGGAUAAGGUCCCAGGUCCCCAAAGGCCCCGCCUGCCCUCCCCGCCAGGUGCUCAGUCCUCGUCCCAGGAGGCCCCGGGGUCCUUCGUGCUCAGCUGGACCGUAGCUGCUGAUUUCACAGCAGGUGGUCAGCCUCUGCUCUGCCCCGGGUGGUGGGCUUGGGGUCUCCAGAGAGAACAGGCCUAGACCCUUUCAGUGAGGAGGGUCCCUGGGGUUUUCUGUGCUGUGUGCCCAGGGGCUGGGGACGUGAACACCUGGCAGCAGCAGCCCCCAAAAUCUAGGAAAAGACCCCUGGGGCGCCUCUCCCUGGAGCGGUGUCCCCUGGAGACCUCAGAGCAGGUAGGAUGAGGUGCUGUGUCUGGGGUGCUCAGAGCUUGUUAGCGGGCAGAUGGGCAGCAGUGCUGCCCCCAGGACACCCUAGGCGCCCCAUGAAGAGGCAAGGGUGGCUGGGGUUGGUCGUUCUUUUCCAUAUGCCCCUCCAGCCUAGAACAGCCUGGGGACCAGGAGAGAAGGCAGCAUCCUCAGAACUGUCAGCCCCUUUGCAGCCCAGCCCUGAGUGGCUGUGAUGGGGGCGGGAGAGGGGGUGGCCUGCAGCCAGGAGACCCGGCCCCCGUGGCCCUGAGCAGCACCCCAUCCUUUACUGGCUGCGGGGGAACAGGUGCCCCAGCCCACAGUGUAGGGGGCUUAUGUGUCCCCUGCUCCAGACACACCCCCACCCCACCCCUGGGUGGUCACUGCCUGUCCUGCUUUGCCCUUCAGAGAGGCUCCUCCGUGCCAUUCUCAGAGGGCCUGCCAUCCAUCCUGGCUGUGAACCAGUUUUAAGAAAGCUACAAGGUCCGGAGAAGCGGCUUCCUGACCUUUGUGCUGACCUGGAGUCUAGAACCUUCUCCCUCCUUGUGGACCAGACCCCUGCAAGCAUCCCCCUUGGGUGUGGAGGAGGGGCAAGCCUAUCCUGGGGGAGUCCCCAGCCACUUCCCACCAUCACGGGAUAAGGGUCUGGCUCCCAGGACAGGACGCUGCAGGGGGGCAGCUUUCACCCCAGGCCCACCCAGGCAGGGCCCACGUGCUCUGGGUCGGGCAGUCCCAGAGCGAGGGGCCAGGGCUGCCGCCACCCCCCCUCCCCAGGCACCACCAUGAGCCACACAGGAGAAGGCCGAGCCCCUAUUGUCUGUAAUUCCCAAACGGAGGGAGAUGAGGGCUCUCAGGGUUAAGCUCGGCCAAGGCCGAAAUGCCCAGCGCCAAGACUGGAGCGGCUUCCUGGGCCUGGGGCACCCUCCACAGCCUCGUUCUGCAUCCCCCAACCCGCACCCUGUAUGUGGGUGUGAAGAGAUGGCGCCCCACUUCCUGGGGGAGGGACCCCCAACUUAGGAGGGGGCUGGAGGGGGGCGGGGGAGGGGGAUCCAGGGCAGUCAGAGCCUGGAGCUGGACAGAGGCAGGCCCUGGAGGGGCAGCCUGGGUUUGGAGCCCCAGCUGCCUGCCCUUGGCUUCUCACCCUCCCCUUAAAGGAGUCUGCUGCAGGGGUCCGGCUGGGAGUGUCACACAGAAAGUGGGCCUGAUCUGGGGGGACCAGUCUUCCUUGCUCAAGACCCAGGAGCCUCCACGGUUCCUCAUCCCAAAUCAGUGGCAUAGUUGAGGGCCAAGGACAACAGCGGGGCUGGCUCCAUCUUCUCUCCUCUCCCGCGUAAAUAACGUGCUAUUUUUCUCUCCCCUUUUUUUUAACAACCCCGGUCUCUCAGCUACCGCAUCCCCCCAUAGGCAGGUGCCCUCCACCUUGCGCUUCAGAUGCCGCUCAGCAGACACACAGCACUGUAUUUAUGGAAUGACAAAAUAAAGCCUAGCCCGUCGGGGUCCGCUCC